AUGGCCAUUGCACUGGCGGAGGCCGACAAAUAUGAGGUGCUGGAGAAGAUUGGUUGUGGUUCCUUCGGGAUAAUCCGCAAGGUUCGACGGAAGACAGAUGGCUUUAUCCUCUGUCGCAAGGAGAUCAACUACAUCAAAAUGUCCCAGAAAGAGCGCGAGCAGCUAACGGCCGAGUUCAACAUCCUGAGCUCCCUUCGUCACCCGAAUAUUGUCGCCUAUUACCACCGAGAACACCUCAAAGCGAGUCAGGACCUGUACCUCUACAUGGAAUACUGCGGUGGAGGGGAUCUCAGCAUGGUGAUCAAGAACCUUAAAAAGGCCAACAAGUUCGCGGAGGAGGAGUUUGUCUGGCGCAUCCUGUCCCAGUUGGUGACGGCGUUGUAUCGCUGUCACUAUGGCACGGAUGCCGUCGACGUUGGAUCAAACAUACUGGGACCCGCACCCAAGCCCUCUGGUCUGAAAGGGAAACAGGCGCAAGUGACCAUCUUGCACAGAGAUCUCAAGCCCGAGAAUAUCUUCCUCGGAAGCGACAACACCGUCAAGCUCGGCGACUUUGGUCUGUCAAAGCUCAUGAACUCGCAUGAUUUUGCUUCAACGUAUGUCGGCACCCCGUUCUACAUGUCUCCUGAGAUCUGUGCUGCAGAAAAGUACACCUUGCGUUCCGACAUCUGGGCCGUCGGCUGCAUCAUGUACGAGCUCUGCCAGCGGGAGCCCCCCUUCAACGCCAGAACCCAUAUCCAGCUCGUGCAACGCAUCCGUGAAGGCAAAUUUGCCCCGCUUCCCGAAUUCUACUCCCCCGAGCUCAAAAACGUCAUCGCAAGCUGCCUUCGUGUCAACCCGGACCACCGUCCCGACACCACCGCGCUGAUCAACUUGCCCAUCAUCCGACUACUACGCAAGGAUAAGGAGGUGACUGAUCUCACCAAGACUCUGCGCAGACGCGAGGACUCGGCUCUGCAGAAGGUUAGGGAUGUGGAGCAGGCAUAUGCGAAACUGGAAAAAGAGAAGCAGCAGGUUAAAGCGGAAAUCGAGAACACCGUCCGCCGCGAAUGGGAGCUGAAGGCUAGACUCGAGAUCGAUCGCCAGGUCCAGAAUGAGCUUGAGAAACUCCGCAAACGGUUUGAAUCCGAAGUUCAGGAGAGAGUCGCAAUUGAAGUCGAAAAACAGAAACGCAGUGCCGUUCACAGGGAGGACUCUGGUUUCCGAUCCAGCAGCCUGGACUCUCGGUCUUCGAUGAACGAUGACACAGAAACCCCUUCGAGCACUGACAUCAGCCAGCUGUCUCUUGAGUCGCCCGUCUCGAAAGCACCGACAAAGGGAACCCGCACCCCCCUGAACCGCUCGAAAACGGUAGUGGAGUCACCCAUGGAUGUUCAGAUGGCCGAGCCUUCUCCCAUCUCGAUUGCCUCGCUCUCUCUCUCCCCCCGUCGGACCUCUGGCACCCACUGCGGCAAGAACAUCUUCGCAGAGGCAGAAAAACAACGCGCCAAGUGGGAACCUACCCUCGCAUACUCCGAUGACGAGGAUGACAUCCCCGACUUGCCGUCCCCGACUCGCCCCAAGGUCAAACCCGAUCCGUUCAAGGCUCCCCCUCGCCCCCUACUCCGUCAGAACACCGCUGCCUUCAUGCAGAAGCUUAGCACCCAGCCUCCCAUCUUCCCGACAAGCAGCUCGCGGUUGCCACAGAUGUCCGGAGGAGAGGGACAUCUCAGAGAGGCGAAGUCCAGGUCCCCUCAUCGUCGUUUGUCGAAGAUCCCGUCCUCAGCAAACCUGGCUGCCGACGCCGGCUCUCCCACCCGCAAGACAGGCGGGAAGCAGCUUACCACCAAGGUCGGCGGAGGCGGCGACGAAAUGUACAAAGCCGUUAUGCAGCGCAACAUGGGCGGUCGAACCUUGGUCGAGCUGGCACAGGCGCGUGCAGGUGGCCGUCCCAUGGAUGAGAUCAAACGAUGUGCCAGUGAUGCCUCCCGUCCUAGCUUGAAACAGACCGAGCGAGAACCUCCAGCCGUGUGGGAUCCCGAGAAGGACGACAUGCCCAGCCCUUUCUUAAACCGGGGUAGAAAGGUUAUCCGCAACCUGAGGUAA
Aspergillus heteromorphus CBS 117.55 is the source of this 2085-nucleotide messenger RNA. RefSeq names its product serine/threonine protein kinase nimA (gene nimA). Gene Ontology annotation, cellular component: nucleus; centrosome; cytoplasm. Gene Ontology annotation, molecular function: protein kinase activity; ATP binding. Gene Ontology annotation, biological process: protein phosphorylation; chromosome segregation. The record is from RefSeq and is a predicted model, not a curated record. Lineage: Eukaryota; Fungi; Ascomycota; Eurotiomycetes; Eurotiales; Aspergillaceae. The transcript is spliced from 3 exons. Bases 1 to 2085 code for a protein of 694 amino acids.